AUGGAAAGUGACGUCCGAAUCAAGGUCAAGCGCGAGAAAGUCGAUCUCGUGGUACCGCGCGUCCAGUGGUUUGGCGGGGUCAAUCCGCUUGCCACUCUUGGCACUUGGAGAAAACCUUCCGCUUGCGGUCCACAAAUAGAGCAAUCAUCUCCAGAGCGAGGUUCGCUUGAUAUGGAGGUUGAGCCGGUCAACGACCCGCUCCGAGAUAGACUCGACCCGAGCUUGAUGGAGGGAACCAGGUUGGGCUCGCAGGCUCGUUCCAGGAUUCUCUCCGUGACGAAUAAGAUUGCACCCAUUGGCGAUAGGCUACAGGCUGCUUGA
This is a messenger RNA of Coprinopsis cinerea okayama7#130, 321 nucleotides long. RefSeq lists its product as hypothetical. Lineage: Eukaryota; Fungi; Basidiomycota; Agaricomycetes; Agaricales; Psathyrellaceae. The coding region runs from base 1 to 321 and encodes 106 amino acids. The transcript has 2 exons. The record is from RefSeq and is a predicted model, not a curated record.